Dictyostelium discoideum AX4 is the source of this 1092-nucleotide messenger RNA. RefSeq names its product NAD-dependent epimerase/dehydratase family protein. The record is from RefSeq and is a predicted model, not a curated record. NCBI's taxonomy places the organism in Eukaryota, Evosea, Eumycetozoa, Dictyosteliales, Dictyosteliaceae. The coding region runs from base 1 to 1092 and encodes 363 amino acids. The transcript is spliced from 2 exons.
AUGUCAAAACCAAAUGUAUUAAUUCUUGGAGGUGUAGGUUUCAUUGGUAGAAAUUUAGUUCAAUAUUUAGUUGAACAAAAAUGUUGUAAUAAAAUUCGUGUUGCAGAUAAAGUUUUACCAGCAACUGCCUUUUUAGGUGCUAAGCACCUCGAGGCUUUUGCUGAUCCAUCAGUAGAAUAUAUGCAAGGUAAUUUAGCCAGUGCUGCUUCAAUCACCAAAUGCUUCACAUUAGAAGGUGGAAAAUUCAACAUUGUCUUCAAUUUAGCCGGUGAAACUAAAUAUGGUCAAACUGAUGCCGUCUAUAAUGAAAAAGUUUAUGAUGUCUCUGUCAAAUGUGCCACUGAAGCCGCCAAAGUUGGUGUUGAUAAAUUCAUUGAAGUUUCAACUGCUCAAAUUUACAGUUCAAAUAAAAAACCAUCAAAAGAAGGUGAUAAAACUGAUCCAUGGACACUCAUUGCCUCUCAUAAACUUAAAGCUGAAAAAGCUUUAAAAGAAAUUAAUGGAUUAAAUUUAAUUAUUGUUCGUCCAUCAGUUGUUUAUGGUCCAGGUGAUAUUUUAGGUAUUUCACCAAGAAUUAUCACUGGUGCAGUUUAUAAACAUACAAAUGAAAAGAUGAAAUUCCUUUGGGAUGGUGACUUGAAAUAUAACACUGUUCACGUCAAUGAUGUCUGUAAAGCAUUAUGGUUCCUUUCUCAAAAUGGUAAAGUUGGUGAUGUUUACAAUCUUUCCGAUAAAGGUGACACUGAUGCACAAACCAUCAGCAAGAUCUUAGAGAAAAUCUUUGCAAUCAAAACUGGUUUCGUUGGUAACAUGUUAUCAAAUGUUGCUUCCCUUAAAAUGAAAGAUGUUUGCGAAGAGGUCAAUGAUAAACAUCUCAAACCAUGGUCUGAUCUUUGCAAAGAUAAAGGUAUCUCAAACACUCCAUUAACUCCAUAUAUUGAUCAAGAGUUAUUAUCAAAUACCCAUCUCUCUGUUGAUGGUACCGCCAUUGAAGGACUUGGUUUCAAAUACGAUAAUCCAGAAAUCACUGAAGCCCUCGUUAGAGAACAAAUCGAUUAUUUUAUCAAUCAAAAUUUAUUCCCAAAGUUUUAA